This is a messenger RNA of Nycticebus coucang (slow loris), 8120 nucleotides long. RefSeq names its product coiled-coil domain containing 125 (gene CCDC125). Bases 296 to 1840 code for a protein of 514 amino acids. Gene Ontology annotation, biological process: negative regulation of Rho protein signal transduction; negative regulation of cell motility. The record is from RefSeq and is a predicted model, not a curated record. Gene Ontology annotation, cellular component: cytoplasm. The transcript has 14 exons. Lineage: Eukaryota; Metazoa; Chordata; Mammalia; Primates; Lorisidae.
ACGUGGCCUUGAGGACGAGCGACGGCGACCGCAGGGGCAGCGGGAGCGGCGCGCGCGCAGGAAGGGGAGGCUCUGCCGGAGCCUCGAGCUGUCACCCUGGGUAGAGUGCUGUGACAUCACAGUUUACAGCAACCUCAAACUCCUGGGCUCAAGUGAUUCUUCUGCCUCCACCUCUCAAGUAGCUGGGACUACAGAUGCCUGCCACCAUCCCCAGCUAAUUUUGGUUGCAGCCGUCAUUGUUGUUUGGUGGGCCCCGGCUGGAUUCGAACCUGUCAGCUCAGGUGCAAUUUGGCUAAUGAACAAGGUGGUGAGGUCAUCAAGUGAGUCAGAGGUGCCGCUCUGGGAAACAGAAGAGGAUGACAUGACAGAAGGUGACUUGGGGUAUGGCUUUGGCAGAAGACCUGGUGCCAUUUAUCAAGUUUUGGAACUGUCACAAUUAUUUACAUCUAGAAAAAGAUCAGAUGGAAAAAACUUUAGCCCUCCACCAUUCCCAAGAAAAGAGGAAGAAAGAAGUGGAGGUAUUUUUCAAUAUUCCAAGCAUAAGAGCUUACAAGAGACAUACUCUCAGGGGGCCAGAAUCCCCAGCUACAGGAGACAAAGUAGCACUGAUUCUAAUUCAGAAUUGUCAAAUGAAGAAUUAAGGCAACAUCUUCAGGAAACUUUAGAGGAGGUAGGAAUUUUAAAAACUGAACUUGAGGCAUCUCAAAGACAACUGGAAAGUAAAGAGGAAGCACUGAAAAUUCUUCAAAGCAUGGCAAUAUUUGGUAAAGCCACAAGUCACACCCAGGCAGUGCUUCAAAAAACUAUGGAACAAAAGAGAUUCUUGGAGAAGGAAGUAAAUGCCUUACAGUGGGAAAUGGAAUUUGAUCAGAAUAGAUUUAAAAAUAUAGAAGAAUCUUGGACUCAAAAAUAUGACAGACUAACCUGUGAAAAUGCAGUCCUCAAAGAGAAUUUGAAAUUGAAAACAGAAGAAAUUAAAAUGCUAAAGUCUGAAUAUGCAGUCUUAAAUCAACAGCAUUUGGAGGCCCUUGCCAUGCUUGAUCUCAAACAGCAGAAGAUGGCUCAGGAAAACAUGUGCCAAGAUAAAAGUGGCUUCGCAGAGGUUUCAGGUCUUGAGCUUGCAGUCCUUGGAGCCUGCCUCUGUCAUGGACCUGGAGGGAGCCCCUGCUCUUGUGCCAAAAUGGCAGCAUCCACUCGGAAAAUGCUUCUUCAGCUCAAACAAGAGUUGGAACUUUUGCAGAAGAGUAAAGAAGAAGCUUACCUAAUGGCAGAUGCAUUCAGAAUUGCAUUUGAGCAACAAUUAAUGAGGAAAAAUGACCAGGCAUUAAGAUUGACACAAGUGGAUAAAAUGUGUAAAAAAGCAACAAAAUGGAUAAAUUGGAAGCACCUUAAAGAGGAUGGAUGUCCACCGCAGAGGAGUAGGAAAACCUUAGGGCAGAAACUCUUGGGUAUGCUACCUUUAGAAAACACUUCCGAGCAGACAGAAGACCAGGAUGAUCCUGAAGAAGUCUUCAAGAUGUUGAUAGAUUUGUUGAAUGAUAAAGAAGAAGCUUUGGCCCAUCAGAGAAAAGUUAGUUACAUGCUUGCUCAGGCAUUGGAAGAUAAAGACAGUGCCUUAAAAGAGAAUGAAGAAAAAAAUGCUAUGAAAGAGAAUUCUCCAUUCAAAAAUCCCUGGCAUAAAACAUCAGAAUUCUCUGUUUUACGUGAUCCUGUACAUUCAAGCGUCCAAAUUUUUAAUUCUGCAGGUUGCAUUUGUUCAAUCCAGCGCUCUCAAACAGAUCCAAACUAUACAAGAACUCUUAAAAGAUCCCAUUCUUUGCCAUCAAACAUCACAUUUUGAAGACAAGCCAGCUGAAAUUAGAUCUGAGAAGUGUUUAAGACAUCUGAAAAAGGAUUGUAUAAAUGUUGCUAUAUUUUGAGUUGUAUGUUUCCCAGGUAUUUCUAAAUUUUAGGAGGCAGCUUAAAUCAAACGCUUUCUAUAUUUUGUACAAGAAAUUAUUUAGCCUACCAUGUCAGCUGCUCAUGAGGCUGAGGCAGGAGAAUCACUUGAGCCCAGAAGUUUGAGGCUGCAGUGAGCUAGGCUGAGGCCAUAGCAUUCUAUCCUUGGACAACAGAGUGAGACUCUGUCUCAAAAAAAAAAAAAAAAAUUACUUGGUAUUCUGUGUUGACAGAUUGAUAAGUGGUAUUAUUUCAGAUUAUGAAGUUUUCAGCGUUUGCCAACAUCUUAAAAACAAAAUUUUGGCAAAAAAAUUUUGCCAAAAAUUAUUAAAAAGCAAAAAAUUAUUUAACUACAAUAGGACCUCUGUAAGUUGACCACCCAUAGGACUGUAACAAACUGGUCAACAUACAGAGGGAGACAACAUAAGGAACUGUCUACUAUACUGAUGCAUACAUGUGGUCAAUUUAAGGAGGUGGUCAAUGUAGGAAGGUCAACUAUGGAGGUUCUACGGUACUUAGAUUGACUAAAGGGAUCUUAGAUUGGCUAAAUCAGCAUGUAUUUUUUUUUUUUUUUUUUGAGACAGAGUCUCACUAUUUUGCCCUUGGCAACCUCAAACUCUUGGGCUUAAGUGAUUCUCUUGCCUCAGCCUCCCAAGUAGCUGGGACUACAGGUGCCUGCCACAAUGCCCAGCUAUUUUUUGGUUGUAUUUAUCACUGUUGUUUGGCAGCCCCCGUGUAUGUGGCCGGCGCCCUAGCCGCUGAGCUACAGACACCAAACCAUCAGCAUGUAUCUUAAUCCCCUAAGAAGAAACAAUGCCUAGGAGUGACUGAAUAUUAAAUUUUGAAAUAUAUUUAUCUUGUUUUAUUUGCCUUUUGGGUUUUUUUUUCAUAUACCAUAUAAAGUUUAAAAGUAACAAUUUUCUUGGCCAGGUGAGAUGUCUCAUGCCUAUAAUCCUAUCACUCUGAGAGGCCAAGUUGGGCAGAUUGCUUGAGCUCUGGAGUUUGAGACAAGCCUGAGCAAGAGUGAGACCCUAUCUCUAAAAAUAUUAGCCCAGAGUUGUGGCAGACACCUGUAGUUCCAGUUACUCGGGAGGCUGAGGCAAGAGGAUUGCUUGAGCCCAAGAGUUUAAGGUUGCUGUGAGCUAUGAUGCCACAACACUCUAUGCAGAGCAACAAAGUGAGACUCUGUUUCAAAAAAACCAAACCAACAAACAAAAAAAACACCACCACCAACAAAAACAAUUUCUUAAAUUCACUUCAAUUGAAAAGCUGUGAUGGUAGGAAUUUGGCAGAAAUAUAUUCAGAGUCAUUGCUAGUUAUCUUCAUAACUUUUUUUUGUCAGAGUCAAAACAUGUUAUAGUUUGUAGCCAGAUUUUUUUUUUUUUUUAACAACUCUUUCUGAUUUCAUCCUGGGAGGUGGAUUCAGAACACGAGUGCUGCUUUUGUUGGAGGUUUGCUCUUUCCUCUCAGCUGAACAGCUGAAUGUAUAGGACUUUUACAUGAGGGUUUUUUUUUUUUUUUUGAGACAGAGCCUCACUUUGUUGCCCUUGAGUACUAUGGUGUCACAGCUCACAGCAACCUCCAACUUUUGGGCUUAAGCGAUUCUCUUGCCUCAGCCUCCCAAGUAGCUGGGACUACAGGUGCCCACUAUAAUGCCCGGCUAUUUUUAAAGACAAGGUCUUGCUUUGGCUCAGGCUGGUCUCGAAUUCAUGAGCUCAAGCAAUUUACCUGCCUCAGCCUCCCAGAGUGCUAAGAUUACGGGCAUGGGAACCAUCUCGCUGGACUUUUUUUUUUUUUUUUAAGACAGAGACUCACUCUGUCACCCUGGGUAGAGUUCCAUGCUGUCAUAGCUCACAGCAACCUCAAACUCUUGGACUUAAAAGAUCCUCUUGCCUCAGCCUCCUGAGUAGCUGGGACUACAAGAAUGUGGCACCACAACUGGCUAAUUAUUUCAAUUUUUUGUAGAGAUGGGAUCUUCCUCUUGCUCAGGCUGGUCUUAAGACUAUUGGUAGUUGGGUUUGGUGGUUCAUGCCUAUAAUCCCAGCACUUGGGAGGCUGAGGCGGUGGAUUGCCUGAUCUCACAGGUUCGAGAGCAGCCUGAGCCAGAGCAAGACUCCAUCUCUAAAAAAUAGAUGGGUGUUAGGCCGUGCCUGUGGUUCAAGAAGUAGGGCGCAGACCCCAUAUACCCAAGGUGGUGGGUUCAACCCCCAUCCCGGCCAACAACUGCCAAAAAAGAAAAAAAAGGCAAGAAAUAGCUGGGUGUUGUGGUAGGCGCCUGUAGUCUAAGCUACUUGGUAUGCUGAGGCAAGAGAAUCACUUGAGCCCUAGAGUUUGAGGUUGUUGUAAGUUAAGAAGCCACAGCACUCUAUCGCAUUCUACCGAGGGUGACCAAGUGAGACUGUCUCAAAAAAAAAAAAAGACAAAAAGACUACUGGCCCCCCAAAGUAUUAGGAUUAUACCACACUUGGCCUGAAAGCCCAAAUUUUAUGAGUAACAAUGUCUGUUGUUUUCCUUUCAAGUAGUAGCUCACUUUGUACUUUUUUUUUUCUUUUUUCUUUUUUUUGUUGUUUUUUCAGUUUUUGGCCGGGGCUAGGUUUGAACCCGCCACCUCCAGCAUAUGGGGCUGGCGCCCUACCCACUUGAGCCACAGGCACCGCCAUGUACUUUUAAGAAAAAUUCUGCCAGUUACCCACAUUUGAAUACCAUGCUGUCAGAUGUUCUUUCUAAUAAUCAUGGUAUUCUGUCAAAAGCAAGUAGGCCAGCUCUGAACUCAAAUUACACCAGUUUUUGAGACAACCACUGUAAGCUCUGUACUACUUUCCUGUUGUGACAACACUAAAAAUAUUUUUACCAGGUGGUGCCUGUGGCUCAGUGAGUAGGGCGCUGCCCCCAUAUACCGAGGGUGGCGAGUUCAAACCCAGCCCCAGCCAAACUGCAACAAAACAUAGCUAGGCAUUGUGGUGGGUGCCUGUAGUUCCAGCUACUUGGGAGGCUGAGGCAAGAGAAUAGCCUAAGCCCAAGAGCUGGAGGUUGCUGUGAGCUGUGAUGCCACUGCACUCUACCGAGGGUGACAGAGUGAAACUGUCUCUAAAAUAUAUAUGUACGUAUAUAUAUAUAUAUAUUUUUUUUUUCUUUUACCAAAGACAUUGAAAUGUAAUAAAAUCAAUUAUUUGUACGGAUUAAGGACUUUAAUUUUCUUUUAUAAGAGAAAGGUCUAGGUCUACUGCCCAGACUAGAGUGCAGUGGCAUGAUCAUAGCUCACUGCUGCCUGGAACUCUUAGGCUCAAGUGAUCAUCCCACUUGGCCUCCCAAAGUGUUGGAACUAUAGGCAUCAGCCGCCAGGUGUGGCCUGAAUUGCUUAAGGAUAUUCUUUUUUUUUUUUUAAGGAUAUUCUUAAAACUGGUGUUUCACAAACCUUGAGAACAUGACAGUGAUGAAUACAGACUAACAGUACUGUGGGGUGCUGAGGUCCCAAGCUUUUUUACUUAAAAUUGUUUUCACACUUUCAAUGCAUAUAUUAACGUAAAUAUUAAUACAAAGGCAAUUAGCAUCUUAUUACCCUUAAUGGAAAUAGUUCUGACCUUGUGGACCUCCUGAAAGAGUCCUAGGGCUCCUGAGGUCUACUUUUGAGAAUUGCUGCUAUAAAGAAAUAGCUUCAAAAGACUGAAUAUACAAGCCAUUCUCAUGCAGUAAGUAGCUGCUGCUUCAUACAGAAUUUGUCCUCUUGUGUAACUGGCUUAUUUCACUUGGUAUAAUGCCCUCAUGGUUCAUCCAUGUUGUACCAUGCCAGAAUUCCCACAUUAUGUUUGACCACUCAUUCCUCGUUGACAGACACCUGGAUUUCUUCUACCUCUUGGCUAUGUGAACAAUGGUGCUACAACUGUGUGUGCAAAUAUCUCCUUGAGAUUCUGUUUGGGUACAUUUAAUUGCUACAUCAUUUAACAGUUCCAUUUUUGACUUUUUGGUUGCACCAUUUUAAUAUUCCCCAAAGCAGUAUAUAGGGUUCCAAUUUCUCUGCAUCUUCCUUAACACUUGUUAUUUUGUUGUGAAUGGUGUAAGAUGUUCUCUUAUUGUGGUUUUGACUUGCAUUUCUCUUCUAAAGACUGAUGAUGUUGGCAGCACCUGUAGCUCAGUGGGCAGGGCAGUGGCCCAUACACCUAAGGCAGCGGGUUCAAACCCGGCCUGGGUCUGCUAAGCAACCAUGAGCAUUGCAACCAAAAAAAUAGCUGGGUGUUGUGGUGGGUGCCUGUAGUCCCAGCUACUUGGGAGGAUGAGGCAAGAGAAUCGCUUAAGCCCAAGAGUUUGAGGUUACUGUCAGCUGUGAUGACAUGGCACUCUACCCAGGGCAACAGCUUGAGACACUGUCUCAAAAAAAAAAAUUGGUGAAAUAAAUUUGUAUUAAAAAAAACAACUAGGCUUGGCGCCCAUAGCACAGCCACAUACACUGAAGGUGGCAGGUUUGAACCCAGCCUGGCCCAGCUAAACAUAACUGGGCGUUGUGGUGGGCACCUGUAGUCCCAGCUACUUGGGAGGCUGAGGCGGGAGAAUUGCUUAAGCCCAAGAGUUUGAGGUUGCUGAGAACUGUGGCACCACAGCACUCUACCGAGGGUGACAUAGUAAGACUCUGUCUCAAAAAAAAAGGAAAAAAAAAGACUAGUGGGCGGUCCCUGUGGCUCAGUGAGCAGGGCGCCAGCCCCAUAUACCGAGGGUGGCGGGUUCAAACCCGGCCCCGGCCAAACUGCAACAAAAAAAUAGCCGGGUGUUGUGGCGGGCGCCUGUAGUCCCAGCUACUCGGGAGGCUGAGGCAGGAGAAUUGCCUAAGCCCAGGAGUUGGAGGUUGCUGUGAGGUGUGUGAGGCCACGGCACUCUACCGAGGGCCAUAAAGUAAGACUCUGUCUCUACAAAAAAAAAACUAGUGAUGUUGAGCAUUUUUUUCACGUUUCUUGGCCAUUGUGUAUCAUUUUUGGUUUUGCUUUUUUUUUUAAUUAAAUAAUAACUGUGUGACUUGGCAGCUGUAGCACAGUGGUUAUGGUGCCAGCCACAUGCACUGAGAGUAGCGGAUUCGAACCCAACCCCGGCCAGCUAAACUAUAACUGCAACAAAAAAAUAGCUGAGUGUUGUGGUGGGCACCUGUGGUCCCAGCUACUUGGGAGGCUGAGGCAAGAGAAUCUCUUAAGCCCAAGAGUUUGAGGUUGCUGUGAGUUGUGACGCCACAGCACUCUACCAAGGGCAAUAGUGAGACUUUGUCUCAAAAAAAAAAAAAAUAGUAACUGUGUACAUUAAUGCAUUUAUGGGGUACAAUGUGCUGAUUACAUACAAUUUGGAAUGCUUACAUCAAACUGGUUAAUAGCCUUCAUCUCACUUAUUUGUUAAGACAUUUAUACUCUCAUAGUUUUGACAUGUAUCCUUGCACUGUGCACAAUGGGUGAGGCCCCACAAGUUACCCGCCUUCCUCCCAGCCUCCCCCCCCACCUUUUUCCUCCUUCAUUCUGGACUAUAGUUGUGUUUUAUUAUUCUUUUUUUAAAAAUGUUAUUUUACUUUAUUAUUAUUAUUAUUUUUAGUCUCACUUUAUCACCCUCAGUAGAGUGCUGUGACAUCACAGCUCAUAGCAACCUCCAACUCCUGGGCUUAGGCAAUUCUCUGGGCUCAGCCUCCCGGGUAGCUGGGACUACAGGCGUCCACUACAACGCCUGGCUAUUUUUUUGUUGCAGUUUGGCCAGGGCUGGGUUCGAACCCACUAUCCUCAGUAUAUGGGGCCAGUCCCCUACCCACUGAGCCACAGGCACCGCCCGUGUUUUAUUAUUCAUAUGAAAGUGUGGGUGAUUAUAUAUUGGUCUCAACAAAUAGUACUGAGUACACUGGAUACUUUUUCUUCGAUUCUUGAGAUACUUUACUAAGAAGAGUAUGUUCCAGCUCCAUCCAUGUAAACCCAAAAGAUGUAGUCUCCAUCUUUUUUAUGGCUGCAUAAUAUUCUAUGGUAUACAUAUACUACAAUUUGUUAACCCAUUCAUGGUUGAUGGGCGCUUGGGCUGCUUCUAUGACUUGGCAAUUAUGAAUUGGUGCAAUAAACAUUCUAGUGCAAAUAUCUUUGUUGUAAAAUGAUUUUUGGUCUUCUGGAUAUAUAUAUACCUGGUGGAGGAAUUGCAGGAUCGAACGGCAGGUCUACUUUUAGUUCCCUAAG